AUGUCGUCUUCUCCGUAUCGAAAUGAUGUGCCAUCGAAGAUGCCGACCUCGGCAUCGGCAUCUGCAGUGAUGAGUGCGUAUCGUGCCACACGAAAUGCCCAGCGCAAGCCGGUCCUCGCACGAUACGAAGUGCUUGGGUAUCUCAGCUCUGGUACCUAUGGUCGUGUAUAUAAAGCAAAGGAACUUGUCGCAAAUGGCUCGACGACAGACGCGCGUGUCUUUGCCAUCAAGAAAUUCAAGUCCGAUAAAAACGAUGACGCCCAAGUGUUGCGUGGUAUAAGUCAAAGCAUCAUUCGUGAGAUCGCACUGAAUCGUGAGCUGCACCACGAGAAUAUUGUUUCACUACACGAAGUACUCCAAGAGAAGACAUCUAUCUUUCUUGUAUUCGAAUAUGUUGACCAUGACUUUCUGCAGAUCAUUCACCAUCAUGUAUUCGUGCUUCGCAAGCCCAUUGACGGUGUCGUCGUCAAGUCCUUAAUAUGGCAGCUCAUGCACGGAAUCGAAUAUUUACACGCAAACUGGAUCAUGCAUAGGGACUUGAAACCUGCCAACAUUCUUAUCUCCAAUCGAGGCGUCGUCAAAAUCGGUGAUAUGGGUCUCGCACGUGUGUAUUCUAAUCCGUUGGUGCCUCUCUAUUCCAACGAUAUGGUGGUCGUUACUAUUUGGUACAGGGCUCCAGAGCUACUACUUGGUGCUCGCCACUACACUACUGGUAUCGACAUAUGGGCCAUUGGAUGUAUUUGGGGUGAGCUUCUGGCGCUUCGACCCAUGUUUAAAGGAGAAGAAGUCCGACCAUCAACGCAAAAAGGUGUACGCAUGCCGCUUCAAACAAACCAACUGAGUAAAAUCAUGGAUAUCCUUGGCACGCCCACAACGAAGGAAUGGCCCAAGUUGUCAUCCAUGCCUGAUUACACAGCUUGGAUCGCUGAGCGACGGACCGACACAAUCGUCUCCAGUCUGCAACAGUGGUAUGUGGACCGCGCUUUCACAUCGCACGGCUUUGAUCUUUUCGCCAAGGUACUCGCUUAUGAUCCUGAGAGGCGCUUCACAGCCUCUGAAGCGUUGAAACAUCCAUGGUUCCAUGAGGAGCCACUACCCUUGAAAGUUAUAUUUCCAUCUAAAUCACCCUAUCCGCCCGGACGCAUGGUGCAGCCCGAUACCCAAUCUUCUGUAGCUGCCGCUUCGCGGUCACGGAAACCGCGUGUGUAA
This is a messenger RNA of Malassezia restricta, 1209 nucleotides long. RefSeq names its product cyclin-dependent kinase 8/11. The transcript is spliced from 4 exons. NCBI's taxonomy places the organism in Eukaryota, Fungi, Basidiomycota, Malasseziomycetes, Malasseziales, Malasseziaceae. The record is from RefSeq and is a predicted model, not a curated record. Gene Ontology annotation, molecular function: RNA polymerase II CTD heptapeptide repeat kinase activity; cyclin-dependent protein serine/threonine kinase activity; ATP binding. Gene Ontology annotation, cellular component: mediator complex; nucleus. Bases 1 to 1209 code for a protein of 402 amino acids. Gene Ontology annotation, biological process: protein phosphorylation.